Messenger RNA from Fusarium sp. VM40, 1104 nucleotides. Lineage: Eukaryota; Fungi; Ascomycota; Sordariomycetes; Hypocreales; Nectriaceae. The record is from the annotation of a GenBank genome assembly.
AUGAUGUUGAGAUCCUUACUCUCCAUCGCCGUCCUGGCCGGCUUUGUCGUGAGUUAUGACCAGGUUCUUGGCUUUAACGGCAAAAUUCAAAGGGAGACCAGGUCUCUGGACGAGAUUUACAAGGCAGCAUUGAAGGAGGGCGAUACCGUCACUCUCUGGCACGGCGGAGAUGCCACAAAUCAACAAGAUCGACUGAAGCAAGCUUUCGAAAAUCGCUUCCCUGAUAUCACGCUCAAUCUCACAGUCGAUCCAUCCAAGUACCAUAACGUUAGGCUGGAUGAACAAUUAGCUGCUGGUGGGAAAUCUGUCUAUGUGGAUAGCAUCAUCCUGCAGACCUUGCAUGAUUAUUCUCGGUGGGCCCAGGAGGGGGCGUUACUUGACUACGCGCCCAAAGGAUUCGACGAGAUUGACCACGCUUUCAAGGACAGUGAUGCGUAUUGGUAUGGUGUGUAUGUUCUGUUCUGGUCGAAUGCGUGGAAUACAGAGAAGCUUCCUGGAAUCAAAGAGCCUGUGGAAUACGACGACUGGCUUCGCCCAGAGUUUAAGAAUAAGCUUGUUCUGACAUAUCCCAAUGACGAUGAUGCCGUUCUGUUUGCUUUCUAUCUCAUUCUGCAAGAGAAUGGGCUCUCUUGGUUCGAGGCCCUGCUAGAGCAGAACCCCCGAUGGGUUCGUGGCAUAGCGAAUACAGAAGCAAUCGCCCGGAACCAAAACUUUACCGAAGCCGCCUACUUUGCAGCAGCCGGAGGAUUCGGCACUUCCAAGUCUAUGAAGUUCUCAAAGCCCAAGAAAGGAAAAUACGUAUCAUGGGCACAAUACGCUGGCAUUCUCAAGGAUGCCCCUCAUCCAGAGGGAGCGAAACUGCUGCACAACUUCAUCCUCAGUCCUGAGUACCAGUCUAAUUCAGGGACAUGGUCUGUUCGUCGAGAUAUCCCGGCGCCGGAAGGAUUUCCUGAUCUUUGGAAUGAGACUGCUACCAACCCAGCUGAGUUCGCGCGGUUUAUGGAAGAUCGGGCUUUGGUUGAGAGGCUGCGGUUUUGGUUUGAGGCUCGUAUUGGGUUGCCGGAGGGUGUUGAUCCUGUAAAUGAUCCCAUCGACACGGUGUAA